AUGCUUCCCUACGUGAUCGCCACCCUGGGCUCAGCAGGGGCCACCUGCAAAGCCUCCACAUGCAACAACAGCACCAAGGACUACUGCUACAGUGCCCGCAUCCGCAGCACUGUGCUGCAGGGGCUGCCCUUCGGCGGGGUGCCCACUGUCCUCGCCCUCGACUUCAUGUGCUUUCUCGCACUGUUGUUUGUCUUUUCAAUUUUGCGUAAAGUUGCUUGGGAUUAUGGACGCCUGGCCCUGGUGACCGAUGCUGACAGGCGCCGACGCUGGCAGACGGAGCGAGAGGAGCGGGAAUACGUAGCCUCCGCCCUGCACUCCGACAGCCACGACCGCUACGAGCGCCUCACCUCCGUCUCCAGCUCUGUGGACUUCGACCAGAGGGACAACGGUUUCUGCUCCUGGCUGACAGCUAUCUUCAGGAUAAAGGACGACGAGAUCCGGGACAAGUGCGGGGGGGACGCGGUGCACUACCUGUCCUUCCAGAGGCACAUCAUCGGGCUGCUGGUGGCCGUGGGUGUGCUCUCCGUGGGCAUUGUCUUACCUGUCAACUUCUCAGGGGACCUGCUAGAAAACAACGCCUACAGCUUUGGGAGGACGACUAUCGCCAACUUGAAUUCUGGGAAUAACCUGCUGUGGCUGCACACGUCUUUCGCCUUCCUGUACCUGCUGCUGACGGUGUACAGCAUGCGCCGGCACACCUCCAAGAUGCGCUACAAGGAGGAUGACUUGGUUAAGCGAACUCUCUUCAUCAACGGGAUCUCGAAAUAUGCUGAGCCGGAGAAGAUCAAGAAGCAUUUUGAGGAGGCCUACGCCAACUGCACCGUCCUGGAGGCCCGUCCCUGCUAUGAUGUGGCCCGCCUGAUGUUCCUGGACGCGGAGAGGAAGAAAGCUGAGCGUGGGCGAAUCUACUUCACCAACCUGCAGAGCAAGGAGAACACCCCGUCCAUGAUCAACCCCAAGCCCUGUGGCCACCUGUGCUGCUGUGUCAUCAGGGGCUGCGAGGAGGUGGAGGCCAUCGAGUACUAUACCAAGCUGGAGGAGAAGCUCAAGGAUGACUACAAGCGGGAGAAGGAGAAGGUGAAUGAAAAGCCUCUGGGGAUGGCCUUUGUCACCUUCCACAAUGAGACCAUCACAGCCAUAAUCCUCAAAGAUUUCAAUGCUUGUAAGUGCCAGGGCUGUGCGUGCCGUGGAGAGCCCAGGGCCUCUUCCUGCAGCGAGUCCCUCCACGUCUCCAACUGGACUGUCAGCUAUGCCCCGGACCCGCAGAACAUCUACUGGGAGCACCUCUCCAUCCGGGGCUUCAUCUGGUGGAUCCGCUGCCUCGUGAUCAACGUGGUCCUCUUCAUCCUCCUCUUCUUCCUCACCACCCCUGCUAUCAUCAUCACCACUAUGGACAAGUUCAACGUCACCAAGCCCGUGGAGUACCUCAACAACCCCAUCAUCACCCAGUUCUUCCCCACCCUGCUGCUGUGGUGCUUCUCUGCCCUGCUGCCCACCAUCGUGUAUUACUCUGCCUUCUUCGAAGCGCACUGGACCAGGUCUGGAGAGAACAGGACCACCAUGCACAAGUGUUACACCUUCCUCAUCUUCAUGGUCUUGCUGCUGCCGUCGCUGGGCCUGAGCAGCUUGGACGUGUUUUUCCGCUGGUUGUUUGACAAAAAAUUCCUCGCCGAAGCCGCCGUGCGAUUUGAGUAA
Molecule: messenger RNA, 1695 nt
Organism: Leptosomus discolor (cuckoo roller)
Lineage: Eukaryota; Metazoa; Chordata; Aves; Leptosomiformes; Leptosomidae
Source: RefSeq, a predicted model, not a curated record